AAAAUCAGCUGACUGCUGUGGCAGUGCGUUUUCAAAUGUUAUUAUAUUUUUUGUAUCAACACUAGAAUUACAGAAGAAAUAAGUGUAGAAAUUAUUUGUGGUGUCUUCUAUAAUUUUAUAUAAACAGUACAUAUAAGAUGAGUGAUUUUGAUUAUCUUUUUAAACCUAUAGUUCUGGUAACAGGUUUUGGUCCAUUUUUAAAUCACCCGGUGAACGCUAGUUGGGAGGCUGUGAAGUUGAUGAACAAAGAAGAAAUAGAGAAGAAACAUAACGUUGAGUUAGUACAGUUGGAGAUUCCUGUGACGUAUGAAAACGUAGACGAAUUUGUGCCCGCACUCUGGGACACUCAUACUCCAAAGUUAAUGAUCCAUGUUGGUGUUUCAAGUAUUGCUAGUAACAUAACAUUAGAAACGCAAGCUCAUCGAAAAGGGUACCAAAGAUUAGACUACUUCGAUAAAUGUCCCGCGAACAAUGUCUGCUCCGCCGAAGGAGCUAUAAGAAUUCACACAAAGCUCGACACGGAAAAAAUAUGUAAAGAUUUCAAUGAUGGAUGUCCACUUGAAGAUACGAGCGCCGUAACUUCGAAAGACGCUGGCAGAUAUCUGUGUGAAUAUAUAUACUACACUUCACUUAGUGUAGAUAAUACGAGAACACUCUUCGUCCAUGUACCAGAUACUAACAUAUAUUCUUCAGAAAGAACUGCAAGAGCACUGGAAAGAAUUCUGGACCUCUGCUUAGAACAAGUAAUUGCAAUGGAUUCAGCCAAAGAAGUCACAGAGAGACUACAAAGUACUAGCUUAAAAAGGGAAAAUUAAUUUAAUGUAUAAAUUAUUCUGUGUACAUAAUUGACUUAUUAGUUAUUUACAUUCCUAAGUUUGCCGAUAUAGGGCAUGAAUAUUAAUU
Messenger RNA from Nymphalis io (European peacock), 903 nucleotides. RefSeq names its product pyroglutamyl-peptidase 1. The record is from RefSeq and is a predicted model, not a curated record. Gene Ontology annotation, biological process: proteolysis. The transcript is spliced from 3 exons. Gene Ontology annotation, cellular component: cytosol. Lineage: Eukaryota; Metazoa; Arthropoda; Insecta; Lepidoptera; Nymphalidae. Bases 138 to 815 code for a protein of 225 amino acids. Gene Ontology annotation, molecular function: pyroglutamyl-peptidase activity.